Molecule: messenger RNA, 1698 nt
Organism: Miscanthus lutarioriparius
Lineage: Eukaryota; Viridiplantae; Streptophyta; Magnoliopsida; Poales; Poaceae
Source: the annotation of a GenBank genome assembly
AUGGGCGUCGCGGGUGUUGCCGUCGGGGAGGAGGGCGACAGUAUCCGGCGGCUGCAGAACGGGCCGGACGUGCGGGGCGUCGCUCUGGAGGGCGAGAAAGGCCGUGCCGUGGACCUGACGCCGCUGGCGGUCGAGGUCAUCGCCGAGAGCUUCGGGGAGUGGCUGCGCGAGGAGCUCCGGCUCCGGGGCGAGGAGCAGGAGCCCCAGCAGCUGCGGGUGUCCGUCGGCCGCGACCCUCGGCUGUCGGGCCCGCGGCUCGGCGCUGCGCUCUUCGCGGGGCUCGCCAGGGCCGGCUGCUCCGUCUUCGACAUGGGGCUCGCCACCACGCCGGCCUGCUUCAUGAGCACCAUACUGCCACGCUUCAACUAUGACGCCUCUAUUAUGAUGACGGCGUCACACCUCCCCUACACCCGCAACGGCCUCAAGUUCUUCACCAAGCGCGGCGGGCUCACCUCGGGCGACGUCGAGACCAUCUGCGACCGCGCGGCGCAGAAGUACGUGGCGCGGAACAUGGGCCUCGGAGUCGGCGGCAGCGGCACGCCGCCGGUGGUCAUGCGCGUGGACCUGAUGAGCGCCUACGCGCAGCACCUCCGCGACAUCAUCAAGCAGCGCGUGGCGCACCCGGAGCACUACGACACCCCGCUGAGGGGCUUCAAGGUGGUGGUGAACGCCGGCAAUGGCUGCGGCGGCUUCUUCACCUGGGACGUGCUGGAGAAGCUGGGCGCCGACACCACGGGCAGCCUCCACCUGGACCCCGACGGGCGGUUCCCCAACCACAUGCCCAACCCGGAGGACGCCACGGCCAUGUCGCUCACCCGCGGCGCCGUGCUGGCGCAGGGCGCGGACCUGGGCGUCGUCUUCGACACGGACGUGGACCGCAGCGGCGUCGUGGACGCCGGGGGCGCUGCCAUCAACGGCGACCGGCUCAUCGCGCUCAUGUCGGCCAUCGUGCUGGACGAGCACCCGGGCACCAUGAUCGUCACGGACGCGCGCGCCAGCGACGGGCUCACGAGGUUCAUCGAGUCCAGGGGAGGCCGCCACUGCCUGUACCGCGUCGGCUACCGCAACGUCAUCGACAAGGGCGUGCAGCUCAACGCCGACGGCGUGGAGACGCACCUGAUGAUGGAGACCACCGGGCACGGCGCGCUCAGGGAGAACUACUUCCUCGACGACGGCGCCUACAUGGUGGUAAAGAUCAUCAUUGAGAUGGUCCGGAUGAAGCUGGCAGGGGUGGACGGAGGGGUAGGGAGCCUCAUCGCGGAUCUGCAGGAGCCCGCCGAGUCCGUGCUCCUCAGGAUGGACGUCCUGGGUGAACCCAAGCAUGCCAAAGGAAGGGCUACACAGGCGGUGGAGGCUUUCAAGAAAUACAUCCAGGAGGACAAACUUUCCGGUUGGGUGCUGGAUGACUGCGGGGAUUGCUCAGUUGCCGAGGGAUGCCUUGAGGACUCAAAUGAUCGGCCCAUCGAUGUUGAUGCAUACAUGUACAGAGCGAAACUUUACGACGAGAAUCAGCAGAGAGCAAUAGGCAUGGUCCACCUUCGUCAAAGUGUGCAUAACCCCAAUAUAGCACUAAACAUGCAGUCCUAUGUUCCUGGUGGCUGCAAAUCCAUGGCAAAGGAUCUUCAUCAGAGGUUUUUGCUGGCAAGUGGACUGAACGAGUUUGUUGACAUAAGCGAAGUGGAGAAAUUUGUCAAGUAG